Caretta caretta (loggerhead turtle) is the source of this 8957-nucleotide messenger RNA. RefSeq lists its product as uncharacterized. Gene Ontology annotation, biological process: regulation of transcription by RNA polymerase II. Gene Ontology annotation, molecular function: DNA-binding transcription factor activity, RNA polymerase II-specific; RNA polymerase II cis-regulatory region sequence-specific DNA binding. NCBI's taxonomy places the organism in Eukaryota, Metazoa, Chordata, Testudines, Cheloniidae. The record is from RefSeq and is a predicted model, not a curated record.
UCUGUGAUGGAAACACAAAAGGCAACUGAGAUGCAGGUUCUGCUACCCCGGUGCAUCAGAGAAGCAUCUCUGGUUGGCUGGGGCUGCUCCCCAAUUACCCCUUGGUGCUUGGGCACAGGGCCUUCUCCAGUAUGAAUCCAGCAGCUGAUGGGCUCGAGCAUGAGAAUGAAGAGACGAAUCCCUGGCAGGGAGGUCCGGAGCGUGCAGAACCAUGCGGGGCAUUCUCGGGAAGAUCCAAAGGGAUUGCUUCUCAGCGGGGGAAAGCUGUGGAGAGUCGGCGCAGGUCAGGGAGGCAGCACCCAGCGAAGCAAGAGGAUAAACCCGCCUGCCAUCAGAGAGCUCUCAAGGGACCCCAAGACAGCAACACGGUCACCGCCGAGAAACCCUAUAAAUGUAGCGUGUGCGGCAGAAGCUUCUCUCAGAGCUCCAACCUCCUGACUCACCAGAGGCUGCACACGGGUGAGAGACCCUAUAAAUGCACCAGCUGUGGGAAAAGCUUCAACACCAGUUCGGCCCUCAUUGUGCACCGCCGGACCCACACCGGGGAGAAAUCCUACCGCUGCCCUGACUGCGGGCGCAGCUUCAGUGAGGGCUCGGUGCUGAUCAAGCACUGGCGGACCCACACGGGUGAGAAGCCCUACAAGUGCGCCCACUGCGGGAAAGGCUUCAGCCAGAGCUCCAACCUGCACGCCCACCAGCGGGUCCACACCGGGGAGCGGCCCUACCACUGCACCGACUGCGGGAAACACUUCAGCACCAGCUCCAACCUCAGCGCCCACCAGCGGGUCCACACCGGGGAGCGGCCCUACAAAUGCCCUGAGUGCGGGCGGAGCUUCAGCCAGCAGUCCAACCUGAUCUCCCACCAGAGGACCCACCUGGAGGAGAAAUCCCACCUGUGCCCCGACUGCGGAGAAGGCUUCGGCACCAGCGCCCAGCUCCUGACCCAUCGGAGGAGCCACGCAGGCGACAGGCCUUAUAAAUGUCCUGACUGCGAGAAAAGCUUCCCCAGCCGCUCCGCCCUCAUCACCCAUCAGAGGACCCACACGGGAGAAAAACCCUACAAAUGUCCCGAUUGCCAGCGGGGCUUCACCCGGCGCUCGGACCUCAAUAAGCACCGCCGGGUCCACACGGGGGAGAGACCCUUUAGGUGUGCCAGCUGUGGGAAAAGCUUCAGCCAGAGCUCCCACCUCAUUACCCAUAAGAGACUCCAUGAGGAUGCAAAGCCCUAUAAAGGCAGCAUGAGCACCACGCCGACGGUCCUCCAGGAAGAGGAUCCCGGUAAAGAUACUCAGAGCAGGGGAAGCGUCGGCCAGAGCUCGGCAGAGACCAGCGAUGGGGAAGCCCACCUGGUGGGGAAGCCCCAUCAAUGCCCUGACUGCGGGGAAAGGUUUGAUGCCAGCUCUGAGCUCAAUGUGCAUCGGCGAAUGCACCGAGAGGAGAAAUCUCGUCCGCGUGCUAACGCUGUGGAAAGGUUGAGUGGCUCCAAUCACAAUGCACGAGAAGGAGCUGACCAAGAGGAGGAAGCUGAUCUGGGGAAAAGAUUGAAGGCGAGCCCAGCACCCCCCAGUACACAUCCCAAAACCCCACUGGAGGAGGCGUUCUCUCCAUGUGUUAACACUGAGCAAAGUCCCCAACCCACCAGCUCCAAUGUCAGUGCACGUCAGAGAGCCCACACAGAGGGGGAAUCCUUCCCAUGCGCUGGUAUGGAGCAGAGCCCAGUGCCGGCUGCCCGCCAGGCAGAGCCAAGGGGCCGCAAGGCACGUUCUGAUCUGAGCUUGGCCCCUUCGCGCUGUCCAGCGGUGAAGCCCUUCAGGUGCUCCGAAUGCGGGAAGAGCUUCAGUCAGAGCUCCAACCUGAUCAAACACCAGCGGACCCACACGGGGGAGCGGCCCUACACCUGCGCCGUCUGCAAGCGGAAUUUCAACACCAGCUCGACGCUGAUCGUGCACCGCCGGACCCACACCGGGGAAAAAUCCUACCAGUGCCCUGACUGCGGGCGCAGCUUCCGGGACAGCUCAGUGCUGAUCAAACACCAGAGGAUCCACACGGGAGAGAAACCUUACAAAUGCUCCCACUGCGGGAAAGGCUUUGCCCAGAGCUCCAACCUUCAUGCCCACCAGAGGACCCACACUGGGGAGCGGCCCUACCACUGCCCUGACUGUGGGCGGGGCUUCAGCCAGCGCUCCAACCUCAUCACCCACCAGAGGACCCACACGGAGGAGAAAUCCUACCUCUGCCCUGACUGCGGGGUUGGCUUCGGUUCCCGCCCGGCCCUGGUGACCCAUCAGAGGGCCCACGCGGAGGGCAGGCCCCACCAAUGCUCCGACUGCCAGAGGAGCUUCGCCCGGCGCUCGGACCUCGUUAAGCACUGGCGGACCCACACGGGAGAGAGACCCUACCUGUGCCCCCAGUGCGGGAGAAGCUUCAGCCAGAGCUCCCACCUGGUGGUCCAUCAGCGAUCGCACCUGCCAGAGAAGCCUUACAAAUGCACCGACUGUGGGAAAAGCUUCAGCACCAGUUCUCACCUCCUUGCCCACCAAGGGACCCACACGGCAUAGCCACCUGGCACUGGUGCGGUCCUAGAAGUGUCAGGCUGGACAGGGCCUCGAGAGGGCAUCCAGUCCAGUCCCACCAGCGGAGGCAGGACCAAAUACACCUAGCCCAUCCCUCACAGGUGUUUGUCCAACCUGGUCUUAAAAACCUCCAAUGGUGAGGGUCCCACAACCUCCAUAGGUCGUCUGUUCCAGAGCCAAACUCCCCUUAAGUGUUAGAAAGUUUUUCCACAUAUCUGGGCUAAAUCUUCCUUGCUCCAGAUCAAGCCGAUUACUUCCACUGUGACUAAUAAUACUGUUGCCUUCCUAUACAUCACUUUUCACCUGUAGAGCUCAAAGCACUUCCCAAUUCCUAAUCUCUAUAUCCUCACAGCACCCCGAGAGGUAGGGAAGCAUUAGUCCCCCAUCUGUAAAACGAGGGAUAAUGAGACGCAGAGAGGCUAAGUGGCUAACUCGAAGUCAGACAGGAAACCCGCAGCCCAGCAGGGAGAUGAAACUGACUCACCCAUGUCCUCAGCCAGAGCCUUUACCAUUGGACCAUCCUUGCCCUCAGGUAGCUGAAUUCAUAGGCGCCGACUUUCUAAUGUGCCGGGGGGUACUCGCCCCUGCUCCGCCCCAGGCCCCACCCCAACUCCACCCUUUCCCCCAAGGCCCGACCUCCAACCCGCCUCUUCCGGCCCCCUCCCCUGAGCGUACCACGCCAUCCUCCCCCUCCCCCCAGUGCACCCUGCCCUCGCUCCUCCCUUCCCCCGCCAGUGCUGGCAUGCAAUUAAGCUGUUGCAUGCCAGCAAACAGCUGAUCCACCGUGGGCUGGAGGCGCUGGGAGGGAGAGGGAGGUGCUGAUCGGCAGGGCCCACUGGCAGCCAAGAGAAGCUGUGGGGAGGCAGAGGCAUGGAUGGGUGGGUGCUCAGCACCCACCAUUUUUUUCCUGUGGGUGCUCCAGCCCUAGAGCACCCACGGAGUUGGCACCUAUGGCUCAAAUAGGGGAGGAAGUCGACGCUGGGGGAUACCUGGGCUCAGGAUACUCCCUGUGUGACCUUGAGCAAGGUACUUAGGGACCAUCCACACUGCCGUUGUAAGUCCCAGCUUGAGUAGAUGUACACACCCUCGCUUUGAUCAAGCUAGCGUGCUCAAAGUAACAGCGAUGCGGCCGCAGCAUGGAGGACAGUCCCAUCCGAGACCCACGCUAUGUACUCAGGUGGCUAGCCCGUCCUGCCCCCCACCCCGUGGCAGCUACACUAGGAGUGGCGGAAGCUUCCUAAAAGUGGGGGGCCCACUGGCACCUGAACCGUGGCCGCACCUGCCUGUGCCACCCCUUCUCCCCAAGGCCCUGCCCUUGUGCCGCCCCUUCCCCUGAGAUUCUGCCCCCACCUCGCCUCUUCCCUCCAUGACCCCGCCCCCUGCUCACUCCUCUCCGCCCUCUCCCCCUUGUCGUUUGCCCUUACAGCCAGUAAAAAGUGAUGGGCCAUGGCCCCCUGGUUCCCCCCCGUUCUGCUGCCCCGGAGCUAGCCCACUGUUUUUAGCAUGCUAGCGCCAUCAAAGGGAGCACAUAUACCUCUACCCAUGCUGGAAAUUGCAGGUCCAGCUUUAAUGGAAACGCACCCUUAAGGCUAGAUUUUUCAAAGUGCCUAAAGAUUGAAAUCAAUGGGAGUUUAGUCCCUGUGCAGGUAUGGUGCCUAUGAAUCCUAGAAUAUCAGGGUUGGAAGGGACCUCAGAAGGUUAUCUAGUCCAACCCCCUGCUCAAAGCAGGACCAAUCCCCAGCUAAAUCAUCCCAGCCAGAGCUUUGUCAAGCCAACUUUUCCACAUCCUUCUUGUAGUGUGGGACCCAAAACUGGACACAGUACUCCAGAGUGCAGGACUCUGUACUUGUCCUUGUUGAACCUCAUCAGAUUUCUUUUGGCCCAAUCCUCUAAUUUGUCUAGGGCCCUCUGUAUCCUAUCCCUACCUUCCAGCGUAUCUACCUCUCCUCCCAGUUUAGUGUCAUCUGCAAACUUGCUGAGGGUGCAAUCCACACCAUCCUCCAGAUUAUUAAUGAAGAUAUUGAACAAAACCAGCCCGAGGACCGACCCUUGGGGAACUCCACUUGAUACCAGCUGCCAACUAGACAUGGAGCCAUUGGUCACUACCCAUUGAGCCCGAGGAUCUAGCCAACUUUCUAUCCACCUUAUAGUCCAUUCAUCCAGCCCAUACUUCUUUAACUUGCUGGCAAGAAUACUGUGGGACACCGUGUCAAAAGCUUUGCUAAAGUCAAGGAACAACACAUCCACUGCUUUCCCCUCAUCCACAGAGCCAGUUAUCUUGUCAUAGAAAGCAAUGUGAUUAGUCAGGCAUGACUUGUCCUUGGUGAAUCCAUGCUGACUGUUCCUGAUCACUUUCCUCUCCUCUAAGUGCUUCAGAAUUCAUUCCUUGAGGACCUGCUCCAUGGUUUUUCCAGGGACUGAGGUGAGGCUGACUGGCCUGUAGUUCCCAGGAUCCUCCUUCUUGCCUUUUGUAAAGAUGGGCACUACAUUAGCCUUUUUCCAGUCUUCCGGGACUUCCCCCGAUCGCCAUGAGUUUUCAAAGAUAAUGGCCAAUCGCUCUGCAAUUACAUCCGCCAACUCCUUUAGCACCCUCGGAUGCAGCGGGUCCGGUUCGAUGGACUUGUGCUCGUCCAGCUUUUCUAAAUAGUCCCGAACCACCUCUUUCUCCACAGAGGGCUGAUCACCUCCUCCCCAUGCUGUGCUGCCCAGUGCAGUAGUCUGGGAGCUGACCUUGUUCGUGAAGACAGAGGCAAAAAAAGCAUUGAGUACAUUAGCUUUUUCACGAGGUUGCCUCCCUCGUUCAGUAAGGGGCCCACAUUUUCCUUGACUUUCUUCUUGUUGCCAACUUACCUGAAGAAACCCUUCUUGUUACUCUUAACAUCUCUUGCUAGGGGCCCACAUUUUCCUUGACUUUCUUCUUGUUGCCAACUUACCUGAAGAAACCCUUCUUGUUACUCUUAACAUCUCUUGCUAGCUGCAACUCCAGGUGUUAUUUGGCCUUCCUGAUUUCACUGCUGCAUCCCCGAGCAAUAUUUUUAUACUCUUCCCUGGUCAUGUGUCCAAACUUCCACUUCUUGUAAGCUUCUUUUUUGUGUUUAAGAUCAGCAAGGAUUUCACUGUUAAGCCAAGCUGGUUACCUGCCAUAUUUACUAUUCUUUCUACACAUCGAGAUGGUUUGUUCCUGCAACCUCAAUAAGGAUUCUUUAAAAUUCAGCCAGCUCUCCUGGACUCCUUUCCCCCUCAUGUUAUUCUCCCAGGGGAUCCUCCCCAUCAGUUCCCUGAGGGAGUCAAAGUCUGCUUUUCUGAAGUCCAGGGUCCGUAUUCUGCUGCUCUCCUUUCUUCCUUGUGUCAGGAUCCUGAACUCGACCAUCUCAUGGUCACUGCCUCCCAGGUUCCCAUCCACUUUUGCUUCCCCUACUAAUUCUUCCCGGUUUGUGAGCAGCAGGCCAAGAAGAGCUUUGCCCUAGUUGGUUCCUCCAGCAUUUGCACCAGGAAAUUGUCCCCUACACUUUCCAAAAACUUCCUGGAUUGUUUGUGCACCGUUGUAUUGCUCUCCCAGCAGAUAUCAGGGUGAUUGAAGUCUCCCAUGAGACUUCUCCCAUAGUAACUUCCAUUACUAGAACAUCCUGUUGAAUGCCUCCCUGCAUCUUUAGGUACCGAAACACCUUUGAAAAUCUAGCCUCUUGUGCCUCAGUUCUCAAUCUAUACAAUGGGGAUAGGAGCACCCAUCUUACAUAGUGCAUUAAAUAUUGCGAGGUCUUUGAAUACUAGGUAAAGGGAGGCCUGAUAAGUACCCUUAGAAUACAUUAUUGUGCCAUGAAUGUAGAGACCUUUGUCAUGCUUGAAAUUGUGUUGACAGCUAGUCACUGAUUGGCAUUUUCUGAGCAGAAAAUAUUUUGUUAAGGGUGGGACCCGGGGUGCUUGGGGCAGCCCUCACUGAAAAUGCCAAGAUCAGUUCAGGCUGCAAAACGAGAGCAGAUAACCACCAGUUCUGGGAGAAACACUCAAGUUAGACUCCCCAACCAGUCACAAACUGUGCUUCUGAUCCCCCACAUUGGUUCUCGAGAAACUAAAAAAGAAAUCACAUAGUCCCAUUUAUUGCAUUCCAGUUCUCUGGCUUCCAAUCAGCACCUAGGUCCAGUACAGUGAGAAGUUAUUUAAAAACUCUCCUCACAUAUACAAAAUGUUCUUCUCACCCCAAAGGGUCAGCCACAUUGCCAGGUCAGUACUAGUUUGGAUCUUACCCAAAAUACCAUGCUGCAAGCCAAUCCUUUAGUGUCUAAAACUAAAGGUUUAUUAUAAGGAAAAAGAAAGAACAAGAAGAGAGUUGUUAAAUGAUAAAGCAAUCAGAUACAUACAGAGAUUUCAAAGUCCAUAUAUCAGGGUCUUAGCAGUAAUGGUGAGUUUGCUGGCUUGAAAGUCCCUCUGGAACACAUCCACAGCUUGGAUGGAUCAUUCAGUCCUUUGUUCAGUUUGUAGAAAAGUUACUCCAGAGGUAAGAAGCAGGAAUGAAGACAAAAUGGAGAUGAUGCAGCUUCCUUUUAUAUUCUUUUGCCACGUGGCUUGUACUUCCUGUGUCCCAGACACAAACUUCACAGCACAUGGCAUGGAAAAGCCAUGGAGUUCUCUUCCAUAGGCAUGCCCCUACAUGUCUUGCUGACUCAUACAGUGUAACCCUUGGAUUCUUUCAGUGGGUUCAUUGUACAGUUGAUGACCCUUGAUGGCCAUCAAACAGGCUAGGCAGUGCUGAUGGCAGUCAGUCUGGGGGUGUCACCCAGAAACACAGCACAAGUUGGAAAUACAGCUAUACCCUACACAUCUAUAACUCACACUACAAAGGUGAUACAAACAUAUAAAGAAGAUGAUCAUACUUGGCAAAUUCUAACAUUUUCACAGAUACCUCACACGGCAUAUCCGGUCAGAUUCCUUGCAAUUUUAUAAUAUUGGCAUCAACACUAUCAUAUAAAGUGCCCCCCAUAUUCCAUACAGCAUCACAAAUGGAAAAUCUCGUUUCAUCAAAACCAGAAAAAUAGCGUUCCUCUGGGAAACUGGACAUUUCCCACUGGGAAAUCCCCAACCGGGGGAAAGCUAGUGGGAAUCUACUUUCCAACUUGAUUUCCAGCUGGAAAAAGUUGGGAAACAGUCAGAAAAUGUGAGAAAAUAGGAUUCUCUUACUCUCCCCUUCUUUUUCUAAUAGUCCCAUGGGAAAGUGGAAUUUUCCACUGGGAAAACUUCCCAAAGGACAUAUGCCCCUGAAAAUUCCUCUGAGAACUCAAUACAGGGGUAGCUGUGUGAAUUCUAUGGCCUAUAUAAAGCAGGAGAUCAGACUAGAUGAUCAAAUGGUCCCUUCUAGCCUUAAAAUCUAGGAAACAAAUUCCCAUUUUCCAAACAGGUCUCGUAACUUCACCGCUAGCUAGGCCUGGCUAAUGGAUGUGGCCCUUUAGCCCAAGCGGGAGGUGCUUAUGCUUUUGGAUAGAGGUCAGGGGGUUCAGUCCUCACAGAUGCUCAAAUUCCCUACAGAGCUUUAAAAAUUCCAAUCUCUGUGUCCGCAUGUACCAUUGCUGCUCAGAAACCGAACUUGAGACUUCUGGAGCUAAAAGCAAGAAUUGGUAUGGCCUGAUCUAAAGGAGAAAAGGGGGCUGCAUUUGAUAGUAAAGUUUUAUUUAUAAAAGUUUUAAUAAACGAUGAAUAGCUGUUAGAAGCAUGUUACAGACAUGAUUAGUAUGUGCUAUAGGUGCAUCGAUUGAAGGUUAUAAGCAUGUCCGUAGGAGUCAAUAUCAAUGGUUAUAAGCAAUCUGUUGACCUGUCUAAAUGGGGGGGGUCGCAUACUUCUUUGCUUCUGUAGGCUGAGUUUAUUGCACAUACCAGAGACCUCUUGCCUCCCUCCAGUUCACUCUCCUUUCCCCUCUAUUUCAGCGACUCCCUGUAACUUUCCUCCCUUCCCCGGUUAGUCUUUGUUCUGUCCUGGAGAUGAGUCAUUUGGGGUAGCAACAUGUUAAACUCCACUGGGAGAAGGAGCAGGGAUGUUGUUAUGCUGGAAGGUGUCGGGGGUGCCAUCAACCUGUUGUUUGGUCUAUAGACAUUUGCAGAGGUGGUUGAAGCUGUGGCUAGGUGAAUCAGAUGGAAGGGGCUCCCCGUGUCCCCUAUUUUUCCCUUGUUUUCUGAUUUUGUUCCCCCAAAAUCAAUAGGAUUGUGACCACUGACAUCUAGAACAUUCCCAUGUAUGUUGGAAUUGAUCAGCUGCGGUGUUCAGACGUUACCACAUUAUGAAAGAUAAACGGAGAAAUGUAGUUGAGUGUCAGGCUUUUGAACACCCAGCCAACGAUUGAGUGACCAUUUCUUGAAAUGCUCUGUUAAUCCUGUAUUAAUCUGUAAUAAAUGACA